UGAGAAAGUUCCAAAACACACUCGCCGAUCAUCUGUUCACGUCUGGUUCUGCUUCAAAGUGAUUUUUCUAAAAAUAUUUCGACUCUGCAGCCGAGCCGAAAUUUGAUUUCGGCGAACAGACCAUCGAGGAUUCCGAGUCCACUCCGUCAGGACGCAAAAAUGUGAGCGAAUCGCCGGAAAAAGUAUGAAAUUCACCCACGAGCAAGUCGGCAAGGCACAAGUCGACGACAUGCCGAUCCGCUCUGACGGCCCGACGAGACCAAACACGGUCGGCUUCGAGGUUCUGCACAGCUGGACGGACGACCUGCCCGUCUGCAGAUACUCUGGAGUUGGACUUUCGACGAACCAGAUUUACAGGGAAGACGGAUACAGGCAGGAGGACCACGAGUUCGAGGACCGGAGUUUCCACUUCCAGCUGGACGACCAGACCUUUCUCUACGGAGUCUUUGAUGGACACGACGGUAUCCAGGCAGCGACCUUUGCUCUGCAGAGGACGGCGGCGGAAAUCCUCCUCGGCCAGCUGAGUGGCAAGACUUCGGACGAGGAGAUCAAGGACGUCCUUCGGCACACAUUCUUUGCCGUCGAGCGAGGCUACUUUGACUCAAUUGACGAUAAGCUGGCUGAGAGGACCAACCUGCAGCUGGAGAUUCCGCAGGGACUCAGUUCCUACGAGGCGUACCAAAAGUACCCGGAACUAGUCAACAAGCUCAAGAUGCUCAACAACGACAUCUCCUCCGGCACCACUGCUGUCGUCGCCCUCGUUUACAGAGGGAAGCUCUAUGUGGCUAACGUCGGAGACAGUCGGGCUCUCUUGUGCAAAACCGACGAGAAAGGGGUGCUCAGGGUGACGCAGCUCACAGUGGACCACGGACUGGACAACGAGGACGAACUGCUUCGUCUCUCGCAACUCGGUUUAGACGUCACCAAAAUAUGCCAUGGAUCUCGACUUGGAAACCAGGAGAACACGCGGUGCCUGGGCAACUAUCUGGUCAAAGGGGGCUACAAGGAGUUCGAAGAACUGGCUUGUGCCAUUUCGGAGCCCGUCAUUGCCGACCCGGAAAUCAACGGCGGCAUCCCAUUGGAUGAAAAUAGCAGGUUUUUGCUUCUGAUGUCUGAUGGACUAUACAAAUCUCUUGAAGAGGCAACGAAAACAGAGCAUGUCAACAUUGACAUUGCACAGAUAACUGUUGAACAGUUCCGGACUCAAGCCACUCUUUCUGGCGUGGCGCAGGCAGUGGUGGACAAGAUUGUCCGGCAGCACCACGACAUGUUUGUGGGCGGCGGCAAUUGCUCGCAGCGGGACGACAUCACCCUGAUGGUGCGCAACUUCAACUUCCCGAUGCCGAAUGCGCUCCCCAACAGUCCGGUGGCGUUGCCGGCCGUCGUCUUCAACCCCAUCGUCCAGCGUAUCACCUACCAGGCCAUCGACAGCUCCUCCACCAUGCCAGAGUCCACCCUGUCCAGCAACAACUCUUACUUGCAGACUUGUUCUUCGAGUGAGACAAAUGAUAGCAGCUCAGGGCGCUACUCGAGUGGCACCAACAGUCAAGCCAGAAUCAAAGCCUACGUCGACUUUUCUUCUUACUACGCCAGUGUCGGCAACGAGUCGGACCAAAAUUCAAAUGGCAGCUUACAAUCGUAGUUCCUAACUUGUGUAAAUUUUAUUUAUUGGCGCCCUAAAGUUAUUUUGUCCGUAUAGAUAAAGUUUGUUGAUUUAUUUUAUGUUUGAAUAAAAAAGCUCGCAUUUUAUUAAAAUUUAUCUAUCAAGACUUUUCAAUUUUGUUUAGGACAG
Molecule: messenger RNA, 1792 nt
Organism: Neocloeon triangulifer
Lineage: Eukaryota; Metazoa; Arthropoda; Insecta; Ephemeroptera; Baetidae
Product: TGF-beta-activated kinase 1 and MAP3K7-binding protein 1-like
Exons: 8
Coding region: 185-1642 (485 amino acids)
Biological process (GO): protein dephosphorylation
Molecular function (GO): protein serine/threonine phosphatase activity
Source: RefSeq, a predicted model, not a curated record